UUUUUUAUUGCUACUAAAAAAAAAGGUUGAUGCAUAAAGAUGCUUUUUUUUUAAAGCUUAGAUUAGCCUUAAUAAUUUUAAUGCACCUGAUUUUGGAGAAUUUUCUAAUAUGCUUUCAGUAUUGACAUUUAAAAUCAAUAUGAUCAAUGAAAAAUUGUCUAGACAGGAAGACAGUAUUUGAGGGGUUUUUUUGUAAAAAGGAGGCUGGGAAUGUUAAAUACAGAAUUAGUGUUGUAGCUAAAUUAGUUCCAUAUUGUAGGCAUUUUUCAAAGCUAUCAUCGUUCUAGUUCUUGGAAACCCACAUUUUCUCUGGGUGUCUACAAUACACCGAAUGAAUGUUGGGAAAGUGAUCUAAACAGCACAUUCAUGACUGUUUUGCAAUAGAAGGUUUCCCCGUUGUCUUUUCGAAUCCUUGUUGCUGAAACAGACAGCUUUACUGUCCGGCUUGUAAGUUACUUAUUAAAUCGGAUUCCUUCCUACCACUAUGUUUUUUCCGUGUUCUCUGGAUAUAGCAGCGUUUUGGUGGAUUAUGGUAUCCAACCUUACAGGAGGCUCAGUAAAAUGAAAAACUACUAUAAUGGUACAUUUUCAAAGGAACUGUUACCUCCCAUCUAUGGUGUGGAGAUGUGUGUGGCACUGACGGGGAACAUACUGGCACUGUGGCUGCUUGUGACUAAGGAGAGAAAGAACUGGCACACCGGAGUGGUGUUCUCCUGCAACCUGAUCAUCAGUGACAUCUUUUAUGCCCUCGGUCUCCCACUUCUUAUCCACUAUUAUUCAAAUGGACGGGUCUGGAUAUUUGGUGAAGCUCUCUGCAAAAUAGAACGCUUUCUGUUCACCUGUAACCUCUAUGUCAGCAUUUACUUCAUCAUGUGCAUCAGUGCUAACAGAUACCUGGCCAUCGUUCAUCCCUUUUUCACACGCACAUACAUUCGACCGAAACAUGCCAAGAUCGUCAGCGUGUUUGUCUGGAUCUUUGUGGCAAGCAUUUCGUCUCCAAUCCUCUACUAUGCAGGUGUGAAUGACAGAAAAAGAUGUUUCUUAUUUGUAAAAAAUAGCAGUGAAACACUUAACCACAAUAAGACGAACUUCAGGGUGUUUAUGGCUGUUACGGGUUGUUUAGUUCCAUGUGUAAUUACGUUUGCAUCAUAUUUUGGUGUUUUGUGGGUGGUUUUUAAAAAUGCAAAUAUCACCUCAUUGGAGAAAAAAAAAGUGGCCCUGAUUGUGGGUUUAGUCUGCGUCCUGUACGCCGUGUCUUUUAUCCCCUUUCACAUUCUACAAAUAUGGAAUUUUAAAUUGAGGGAAGAAAAUAAGUCUAAUUGUUAUGUGCAUAAUGGAUACCAAGUGUCAAAAGCAUUAGCCUGCCUGAACAUGUGUCUUCAUCCCAUCCUGUACAUGGCUGUGUUUGACAGCAUCAGGGCAGUGUGCUGCAGACGGAGCUAUAACGUAUCAAACGUACAAAACACAGUUGGAGAACGUUUGUCAAAUGACCUUGAAUUGAAAUCCAGAGACUGAGACUUCACAACAUUUUGUUUUUCUGCAAACAUUUAUGUUGAUUUGGAUGUAUGUUUGGGGUUAUUAUCCUGUUGAAUGUUCAGUGGUUAAAUCUUAAUCUUCUGUCAAAGGCAACCAGUUUGGGGGCUAAAAUGUUUCCGUAGUUAGUAGAAUUGAUCACUGAAUGCUCAACAUUCCCAAGCUGAAAAGCAACCUUAACGGUCAAUGUCGCAUCUCCAUGUGUGACCUUGAUCUUGAAUACACUUGCACCUGGAUUUUCGUUGUAUGCACUUGCUACUGUCAGCAAAUAUGUUGAUGAAAAAAUAUUUCUGUCUCACCUGAACUGAUUCAGAUGGUAGAUCCAGUGAUUCCUCCAAAUAUCAUGUUGUUGUUUUGUGUUAUCUGAAAUAAAUUCGAUUUAUAGAAUAUUUUAGAAAAAUAUUCAAAACCGUUGGA
Messenger RNA from Hemibagrus wyckioides, 1950 nucleotides. Its product is annotated as P2Y purinoceptor 11-like. Lineage: Eukaryota; Metazoa; Chordata; Actinopteri; Siluriformes; Bagridae. The transcript has 2 exons. The coding region runs from base 562 to 1515 and encodes 317 amino acids. Gene Ontology annotation, cellular component: plasma membrane. Gene Ontology annotation, biological process: cellular response to ATP; G protein-coupled receptor signaling pathway; calcium-mediated signaling. The record is from RefSeq and is a predicted model, not a curated record. Gene Ontology annotation, molecular function: neurotransmitter receptor activity; G protein-coupled ATP receptor activity.